This is a messenger RNA of Pogonomyrmex barbatus (red harvester ant), 2333 nucleotides long. RefSeq lists its product as uncharacterized. Gene Ontology annotation, molecular function: ubiquitin protein ligase activity. Lineage: Eukaryota; Metazoa; Arthropoda; Insecta; Hymenoptera; Formicidae. Gene Ontology annotation, cellular component: endomembrane system. The record is from RefSeq and is a predicted model, not a curated record. Gene Ontology annotation, biological process: proteasome-mediated ubiquitin-dependent protein catabolic process.
UCUCUCAUUUUCUGUCACGUAUGCACGCACACAUAUCGUCUUGUUUCGUUGCUCCGCUGGUACAAAGAUCAACAGGACGGUCAGUAUCGUACCAGUUCGCAUUCGUUUUGGACGUGUGCGGUCAAACACAUACGACGAAUUUGUUCCAUAGUGAAAUCUCGCAGAGACGCAUCUCUCGAAAGUGAAUCUCGCGAGUCUUGACAAUAUCGAAGAGCUAAAGAGUUUCAAGAAAGUGCGAGAGAAAAAACAAAGCGAGAAAGAGAGAAAGAGGGAGGGAGGGAGAGAAAAAACUUCUUCAAUUCUCGAAAUUUACGCUUUUCUUGCAAAGGGUUGAAUACUCUUCGUCAUUACUUGAAGGACUAUCAAGAUGGGUAUGAUAGCGCGCGUGAGGCGUCGCGUCCGUGCGAAUUCGUUGACGAUCGACAAGGAGAAGACGGCACAAAGCGUCUGCCUUCUAAGCGCGGUUCUUCUUCUGCCCUAUUGCCCGCGCGGUCCACUGCCACUUUUGCCAUCUCCCGCACCGGUCUUAUAUUCAGCCCUCGUCCUACCUGUUGUUCUAAGUGCGAAUUAUAGGUACCCGGUCCCAACUCUCAAGACUCUCGCCGAGGCGGUUAAAGGUGGAGCUAAGAGAGCCUGGCAUCCUCUGAAUCGCUUCCUGAGACGAUUGUACGCGCCGGUGGACCGCGCGGAAAAUCUCUUCCUGAAGAUGCGCAAUCUCUCCGUCAUGGCAAACCAGAUAGUAUUCCUGAUUCUAGCUGACAGAGUGUUGCUGCCGCAACAGAGGCUGACCUGCCUAUAUACGCUCAUGUUCUACAACGUGAUAGCCUACUGCGUGAGCUACAUUAAGGAGCUGAUCCAGAAGGAGGACUGGUCGCCGUACGUCACCCUGACCGAGCGGUCCAAGAUCAAGCAUCUCGCGAUGUCGGCUACCAAGAUCGUGCUCGAAUGGACCAAGGCGGUGACAUUCGUCGUCACAUUAACCUUCAUGCUUCUCGUAUUCGGAUUGGAACAAGGUCUCGACCAUUACAAGCCUUCGUUGAUCUACACAGUAGUCACGUGGAUUUAUUAUUCGGCGACGGAGAAGGUUUUCGUCGAAAUGUUUCCGACGAUCUUGGGCUUCUUGCAGCUGGAAGCAUUGGAGAACAUCGAGAAUCUGUACGCGCCGGUGAUACUACGCUGUUUUACAAUCGCCAUGUCGUUGAUCUUCAGCAUCCUGCUGUUGCCAUCAGCCUCCUGGAGGUUCCUGAUGGUUGCCACAUAUCUAAACGUAUAUCUACGAUGGAAAGAACUGAUGCAGAAUUCAGGCGCGGUGCUGCGACGUGAACGCGAAGUGUUGAAUCGCUACAGAAAAGCGACCCUCGAGGAGAUCGAGAGGUUCGACGACGUGUGCGCGGUGUGCCUGUGCAGUAUGACGAAGGCCAGGGUGACACCAUGCCAUCAUCUGUUCCACGCGGACUGUCUGCGACAAUGCCUGAAGACGAGCGACAAAUGUCCCAUGUGCAAGCGUGAGCUCAAGUUCGAUUAGGUAAACGACAUCGAGGAGUACUCUUUUGAUCGUCUUUCUAAGAAAUUUACACACGUGAUUUUAAAAAUACACCGCUGAAAAAGAAGAAGAGGAAGACGCAGGAAGAUACUUUACGUCUAGAAGAUUUAGGAUGUCUUUUAUGUAUUCGGAUUUACGACGUCAUUGGUGUUGAGAUUUAUAGCGUCUUUUUGUAUCUGAAAGAUUUAAGAGAUAUUCAAAAUGACAAUCGCAUUAUUUGAGAAGAGAGUCAACGAAAGAGAGAAGAGCUUGCGAUAUUAUAAAAUGCUGAUAAUAUUCGCAACGCUCGUGGAAUGCAUGUUCCUUUAGAUAUACUGUGAUAUAGAUGAGCAGCAUCCUAGCUUAGAAUUACAUGAAGAUAAACUUUAUCACGUCGACACGUCGUAAUUCAUAACGUAACUAGCGAAUGGAAAUACGCUUAUUUUGUAUUAUUAUCUUUCAUUAAUGUAUCAUUAAUGUAAUGUCCAUCGAAGAAUAUACUUGCGAACUAUGUUGUUUACAUAUACGUUUACAUAAUACGUAAAGAACAUUUUCCGUUGCAUAAGUCACGUAUUAAGCAAAUCGUGUAUCCCUAUUGUGUAUCUUUUUACAAAAUCUAAACAGUUUACAAUUUGAAUGGAAAAUUAUUAUACAGCAAAUUGUGAAUAGAAUUAGUAUAGAACAAUUCUUUAAAAUAGUAUAAAAUAUUAUACGCUAUAAUUUGCUUUUUUUCAAAAAACCGCGAUGAAAUUUGUAAAAGCUGCAUGAUAAUACAAUUGCAAGAGAACAAAUAGUAUUAAAAGAUUUUUUC